AUGGUCAAUGUCCACCUACCGUCCAUGUUAGUGGUUGGUACCAAGGGCAAGUCAAACCAGGGCAUGCAAGGCAUGUGGAACACAAGGCACAGCUUCUCCAAGUACUGUCUAGAACGGUCGCCUAUUCCUGUCGUUGUUGUGCGGCCGGACGAAGUACGGCAAAAGAAGAAGGACAAGCGAUCUCGAGACCCGAGCAGGUCAUCAUAUGGCCAGAUAUUAGCAGCGACGCAUGGUGUGCACGAGUCAGAGAUCAUGGACGAUGCGGUAAUGCUGGCCACAGCCACACAACUAUCUUCUGCGGAUGAGGCUAGCCAAGUCGCCAAGGCUCUAGCACUCCCGGCGGAAUUCGAUCCCACGAUCAAGGGUAUUGCCCUCAAGUCGCAUAGCCUACAUCGGCCAUCUAUUGUCCUGACGGCAAAUCCCAGCAACCCGGGCCCUACGACUGCAAGCGACGAGACCCAAGAGGCGGCAGGGAAUGAGAGUGGAGCCGACAGCGGGCCAGAUGACGAUGACGAUGACGAUGACGACGAUACACAUGAUCUAAGGCCUGGCGGGCCUCCACAAGAGCUAGACCCGUUGAAAAAGAAAAGCUUCACAAAAUGGAGGUUGGCGAAGCAGCGGCGCUGA
Messenger RNA from Parascedosporium putredinis, 627 nucleotides. The record is from the annotation of a GenBank genome assembly. Lineage: Eukaryota; Fungi; Ascomycota; Sordariomycetes; Microascales; Microascaceae.